Molecule: messenger RNA, 1057 nt
Organism: Drosophila innubila
Lineage: Eukaryota; Metazoa; Arthropoda; Insecta; Diptera; Drosophilidae
Exons: 2
Coding region: 148-813 (221 amino acids)
Source: RefSeq, a predicted model, not a curated record
GCAUUUAACUAAAGUCGCAAUCGCGGAGUGGGAGCAGAUCGCAGUUGGAAACAGAAACAGUUAAAGAAACAGACGAAGAUUCCGAAUCUGAAUCCGAAUCCGCGCUCUGACAUAGUUAACGUAGUGUUCCAUUUGUGGUUUAACAAGAUGAUUGGCACUCGACAAUAUUUGCUGCUGUUGGUGGCACUGUGGGCACUGCUCAAUGUUAGCAUGACCGAAGAGCUGGAGGAUGUUGUCAAGGAGGAGGUCAUUGAGAUUGAGAACAAACUACAAAAGGUCAUACGAGUCAAUCCGCUGGAGUUGCCGUCAAAGCAGGAUCGCAAUGGCAACCAAAUGAACUCGGAACUCUUUCAGAUACAAACAUUACGACCAGGAGGAAAGCUGCCACGGCAUCGUCAGUAUGUGGACUCGAAGCACAUGCGUCCAGUUAAGAACGGGCGAUCAUCCACUGGUGAAGCAACGCAGUCCGAUUUGAAAUACUCGAACACGCCCGAACUAAAAGCCUUUCCCAAGCAGAAGCUGAAAACGAAGCAGCAGAAGCAGCUGCACUUCCCCCUCGAGACUAGGAUCAAUGCGGGGGAGACGGAGGCGCUGCCCAUUCAGGUGACACCCGGCGCCUUUCCCAUCUACUAUGUGGUGUCCAAGACGAACGGUCGCUUCGGCAAAUUCCCCAUCAAAUCCUUUCGCUCGCCAGCCGAAUUUGCCAAGUAUCUGAUCAAGAGCAAGGCGGAGCCCAUACCCCGUAGCUUGCGCUUUGAGGGCAGGGGUAUCCACUACGAGGCGACGACCGAGGGGUCAGUCAUUAGACUGUAGUAGGUAGUAGCUUAACUGCUUUGUAAUUUGCACGCGCGCGCAUUGUAUGCUUAGUUAAAUUAUUAUUCACCAUAAUUAUAAUUGCUAAUUACCACAAUACUUAUACUAAUUUCUACUUAUUAUGUAUGUACUCGUAUCUAGAUACAAAUGUAUCUCGGAAAUACCCAACCCAACCCAACCAAACCCCAUGUACACUAAACGCUUGCCAAAUAAACGCCUCUUGAAUAUGCUUCAUUUCAUACUA